AUGUCCAUUCCUAAUAACGCGGUAAUCAUUGUUGGCGGCGGCCUCGCUGGCCUUUCAGCCGCUCACCAGUGUCUCCAGCGUGGCGCUAACGUGGUGGUGAUUGAUAAACAGGGGUUCCUUUCGGGUAACUCCGGUAAGGCCACCCUGGGGAUUAACGGCGCCGGAACCUCUACUCAGCUCGAUACAUACAAAAUUGGCGACCUGGCGAAGCAAUUUUACGACGAUUCGUUGGCUACGGCCAAAGACCGUGCCAAUCCGCCGUUGCUUAAGGUGCUCACUUCGAGACUGGCCGAUGCCGUCCACUGGCUCCAACAGGACUUUGAUCUUGAUUUGACAGUCGUUUCAAGACUCGGGGGACACUCUCAGCCACGUACCCACCGUGGCCACGACCUGAAGUUCCCCGGUAUGGCCAUUACUUACCGGUUAAUCGAAGCGCUUGAAGAUGUGGUCAAACACCACCCUGAGAGAGCCGCCAUUUUAACUCACUGCCAGGUGAUAGACUUACAGUUAGGUGACGACGAUACUUCUGUAAUUGGUGUCACUUAUAAGGAUUUGAAGCUGAAGGAGAAGCACUCAGUACAGGGGCCCGUGAUCUUAGCCACCGGUGGCUACGCCGCUGACUUCACCAAGAACUCUUUAUUACGCAAGUACCGCCCCGAUAUCAUCGAUUUACCUUCGACUAACGGCGUCCACGCCACUGGCGAUGGCCAGAAGAUCGUCAUGAAGAACCACGGCGUUGGUGUGGAUAUGGAUAAAGUGCAAGUCCACCCGACGGGGCUCAUCGAUUUGGACGAUAAAGAUACCAUUAUUGGUAAACUGCAACCGCGGUUCCUUUUCCUUGGCGCCGAAGCUCUUCGCGGAGAAGGUGGGAUUAUGCUCAAUGGUGAAGGCCACCGGUUUGUUGAUGAAUUGGGUACUCGUGACCACGUCCUGGGAGAGAUGGAAAAGGAGUUUAAAGCCGGAAGAGGCCCUCUCCGCCUCGUGCUUACUGAAGAUAUGGAAUCUAAACUUGAGUUCCACGUUAAGCACUAUAAGCAACGUAACUUGAUGAAGACAAUCACCGGUGCGGAAUUAGCUCAAGAGAUUGGUGUUGACCCUAGCGUAUUGGCUUCAGAGUUUGACAAAUACAAUAAGGCGGCUGCUGGCGAUAUUAAGGACCCGUUUGGCAAACGCUUUUUCCCUAAUACUCCUUUGAAAUGGGACGCUAACGCUCGCUACCACGUGUCCUACGUGACCAGAGUGCUUCAUUUCACCAUGGGUGGUGUUAAGAUCAACGACAAAUCGCAAGUGGUCCAUGAGCUGGGCACUCCCUUCGCCGGUCUUUAUGCUGCUGGUGAAGUCGCUGGCGGCGUCCACGGCCAUAACCGUUUGGGUGGUUCAUCAUUGCUUGCCUGUGUGGUGUUUGGUCGCUUGGCUGCUGACGAAGCCUGUGCCUAUACUAUGCAAAAGCUCACCAACACCCUGGCGGCGGCGCUCCGGUUGGAUAUGAUCAAGGUCCAUUUGGACCCUAACGGUCGUGGAGUUUCCAUUCACGUGGGUGAGGAUGACGCUACGGGCACCCCUGCCACUCCUGUUCCCGCUUCUAAGACUGCCUCCCUGGGUCCCUCCCCAGCUGCUAAAUCAUCUGAUUCCGACAAAUUUGCCAUCCCUGACAAGCAGUUCACCGAACAGGAAGUGGCUCAACAUAACACCAAAGAAGACUGCUGGGUAAUCAUCAAGAACGUGGUGCUCAACCUUACUCCCUUCCUCAACGACCACCCCGGUGGGUCGCAACUGAUCGUAACCUACGCUGGCCGCGACGCUACGGAACUGUUUGAGAUGUUGCACAGCGACGACUUCAUCCCCAAGUACGUGCCGCUGUGCGUGUUAGGGACAAUCAAGGGUAAGACCUCGGGGCUUAAGAUAUAG
Messenger RNA from Diutina rugosa, 1908 nucleotides. It is a transcript of the gene OSM2, whose product is annotated as fumarate reductase. Bases 1 to 1908 code for a protein of 635 amino acids. NCBI's taxonomy places the organism in Eukaryota, Fungi, Ascomycota, Pichiomycetes, Serinales, Debaryomycetaceae. Gene Ontology annotation, molecular function: FMN binding; oxidoreductase activity; heme binding. The record is from RefSeq and is a predicted model, not a curated record. The transcript has a single exon.